GUCAAUUACUCAAGCAAAUUAUGCGCAGAGUAAACUGAUCUACGUAGCAUUUGAUUUCAUUGUGUUAUCAGUCUGUCAGUUCAAUGUUAGUAUGGAAGAUGUGUGAAGUUGCUCAAAAGGGGAUUUCCCUAUUCUGUUUGCUGAUUUUCUUCUUAGUUAUGGAAGUUCUUCACCCUGUUUCUGUGCUUGGGAGCAAUCUCAGCUCAGAUAAUAAAAGUCCUGGAGUUGAAUAUACAGUUAGUUUGAGUGAAGAUCAGCAAGUUAAGAAGAACAUAGGCAUGGAAGGGAUUCUGAGGGAGGAGUUCUUAUUUCCUGCAAAUUCAGCCCCUUUCAAGAGUUGUCAUGCUUCAACAAUUGUGGAGGUAGGGAAAAACCAUUUCUUGGCAGCUUAUUUUGGUGGUACGAAUGAGGGAGCACCUGACGUGAAGAUCUGGAUACAAACAUACAAGGACGGUCAGUGGUUUGAUCCUCUUGCUGUCGAUGAAGAACUGAAUGUCCCAAUGUGGAAUCCUGUUUUAUUCAUGCUUCCAUCAAAAGAAGUGCUUUUAUUUUAUAAAAUUGGGCAGGAGGUUCAGAAAUGGAGUGGGUGCAUGAAGAGGUCAUAUGACAAAGGUUUAACUUGGACAGAAAGAGAACAACUUCCUCCUGGCAUACUCGGACCAAUAAAGAACAAGCCUAUCUUGCUCGAAGAUGGAAGAUUGCUAUGUGGAUCAUCGGUUGAGAGUUGGAAUUCUUGGGGAGCAUGGGUAGAGAUGACAAAAGAUUCUGGUAAGACUUGGAGAAAGUAUGGACCAAUUUACAUUGAAAAUAAUCCUCUAAGUGUAAUCCAACCAGUUCCUUACAUAACCGCAAAUGGAACUUUCCGAUUACUUCUGAGGUCCUUCACCGGAAUAGAUAGAGUUUGCUUGUCAGAAUCCAACGACUGCGGUUUGAGCUGGAGUUACGCCAAACCAACUGAAUUGCCAAAUCCAAAUUCAGGAAUUGAUGGAGUAAAGCUUCGAAAUGGAUGUCUCUUACUCGCGUACAAUACGAUCUCGAGAGCCAUACUAAAGGUUGCAGUUUCAAAGGACGACGGAGAUUCCUGGUCUGAGCUGUUAACACUGGAGGAGACACCAGACAUGGAGUUCUCUUAUCCAGCUGUUAUUCAAGACAGCGAUGACUUAGUUCAUAUUACUUACACUUAUAACAGGACACAAGUUAAGCAUGUCGUAUUGAAACCUUUUUGACGAGAAGAGAAAUGGGAACCUUUGAAGAUGACAAAUGAUGGCUAAUAUUAUUGCAUUCAACUACAUAUUUGUUAAGUAUUUACUGUUACAUGGAAAUUACAAUGUCUGAUUCUAGAAAAGAUUCAUUUUUUAAUCAU
Impatiens glandulifera is the source of this 1363-nucleotide messenger RNA. RefSeq lists its product as uncharacterized. The transcript has 9 exons. NCBI's taxonomy places the organism in Eukaryota, Viridiplantae, Streptophyta, Magnoliopsida, Ericales, Balsaminaceae. The coding region runs from base 84 to 1226 and encodes 380 amino acids. The record is from RefSeq and is a predicted model, not a curated record.